Messenger RNA from Aegilops tauschii subsp. strangulata, 1239 nucleotides. Lineage: Eukaryota; Viridiplantae; Streptophyta; Magnoliopsida; Poales; Poaceae. The record is from RefSeq and is a predicted model, not a curated record.
AUGGCGGGAUCGGAGGAAGUGAUGGGGACAAUACCGCCUGCGGAACCAGCUUCUUCAGGCAAGAGAUCUAAGGAGGACGGCGCGCCCACGGGCGUGGCAGAUGCUGAUCUGGAAGCAAUGAUGGCGGAGCUCGGAUUGAAGGAAGGAGACUUGCAAGAUGUCGUGGUUGAGGAGGAGGAACUCCCUGAAGAAUCAACCAGAUGGAUGGCCCUUGCUAGGGUUCAUACAAAGAAAACGUACAGCCAAUAUUGGUUUUUCAAGAACAUGAGGGUUGCUUGGGAUCUGGCCAAGGAGGUGAAAAUCAGACCGCUGGAAGACAAUCUGUACACGCUGCAAUUCUUGUGCCUAGGCGACUGGGAACGGGUAAUGCAAGAUGGCCCUUGGACGUUCAAGGGAAAAGCGGUGGUCAUUACUCCUUAUGAUGGUUUCACAAAGCCCUCCCUGAUUGAUCUCACAAAAAUAGAAAUAUGGAUGCAAAUCCAUGACCUGCCCGAUGGAUUUUAUCCAAAGAUCAAAGCGCUCUCAGCCACGGUGGGAGAAUUCAUAUACGCCGAACCAAAAUCUCAGGACUUUGAAGGGAAUUUUGCACGCGUUCGCGUGAGGAUUGACGUGACUAAACCCUUGAAGAAUGCCGUUUCACUGGUGAUCAAGAAGAAGGAAGGUAUGCAGCGUGUAAUCUUCAGGGUAAAAUUUGAAAGGCUGCCGGACUGGUGUGCGGUAUGUGGCUAUUUAGGGCAUCUUUUCAAGGAGUGUGGAGACGGCGUAUGGCCACAGAAUGCGCUGGUCUUCAAGGACCUGAAAGCUUCAUGGUUCAAAGGACCUGGUCAAGGCCCUGGCAAAAGCAGAGGAAACCGGAGUGGAAGGGGCCGAGGUCGCUCUAGUGGUGGUCGGGGCCGUGGCGCCACCCAAUAUAACAGUAUGGAAUUGGGAGAUAACAUGGAAGAAGAGGAUCACGAACGUGAUGUCAUGAUGGAAGAUGCUGAUCAAAACAGGAAGAGGGGGGCUCUGGUGCAGCCUAUUCAUAAACCACAGCUUCCCCCUACACCUGUCACGACGAACAAAGCCCCAAUGCUUCCACCACCGAAAGUGCCAGUAAGUCCCUCCUCGAAACAGGAGUCGAAGAGGACCAAACCCAGCUCAAGUGCAAACGAGACGUCUACACCAAAGAGUUCAGCUCCUACCAAGAACCCUGAUGCGCGUUUGGCGGGCCCCCAAGUGGGGUCGCGCCAGGCGCAAUGA